ACGUGUUCAUGGACUUGAUGACAGGACUUCCGGCCGGUGCAUCCCAAAAUGAUGCUGUACUCGUGGUCGUAGACCGACUCAUGAAAAUGGCUCAUUUCGCGCCAUGCCGAACGACGAUCACAGCCGAGCAAACUGCCAAGCUGCUCAUCUCAACCGUCGUUCACCUGCACGGAAUCCCAAAGGCGAUCGUGAGCGAUCGUGACCCCCGAUUCACAUCCAACUUCUGGACGAAAAUGUGGGAACAGUACGGUACACGUCUCUAUCUGUUCACAGCUUACCACCCAUUGACCGACGGCCAGACUGAAUGGACAAAUCAUACAAUGGAGCAGCUGAUACGGACAAUCUGUACCGACUCGACCCAAUGGGAAGAUUCUCUUCCCUUAAUGGAGUUCGCAUAUAACAACGCCCCUUCGUCAAUGACUGCCCAAUCACCGUUCUACCUGAAUUACGGUCUAAACCACACGACCCCCAUUACACCGUUAAUUAAGAGCCCUGCCCCACGAUCGCAAAAGUUCGCCAAGGACUUACAGACAGCAGAGAAAAACGCUACCGAGGCUAUUUCAAAAGCCAACCUUACGGCCGAACGGUACGCGGACAGGCAUCGACAGGAUUUACCCUUGUUUCCUGGGCAACUAGUCCUCCUGGACACCAAUAACUUGGGGCUGAAUUUACCACAUUAACUCUGCCUGAGAUUUUGUAGACCCU
Messenger RNA from Closterium sp. NIES-67, 705 nucleotides. The record is from the annotation of a GenBank genome assembly. NCBI's taxonomy places the organism in Eukaryota, Viridiplantae, Streptophyta, Zygnematophyceae, Desmidiales, Closteriaceae.